Molecule: messenger RNA, 4268 nt
Organism: Folsomia candida
Lineage: Eukaryota; Metazoa; Arthropoda; Collembola; Entomobryomorpha; Isotomidae
Product: mucin-17
Exons: 9
Coding region: 339-3917 (1192 amino acids)
Molecular function (GO): protein binding
Source: RefSeq, a predicted model, not a curated record
UUGGUCAGAUUCACACCACUCUGAUUUCCAAAUGGAAAUUCAUUUCUCACGUCUUCAUUUCACAACAACAACUUUUAAUAGGAAUUGACUCCUUAUUCUCAUUGCGUCCAAGAUAUACAUUAUUUUACAAGGAAUCUCAAUCAUAACCACACUUACAUAAUCCCAAGAAGAAGAAGCCGUGUCCUUCAAACGAGUUGAUUUCUCUUGUUUUUGUAGAAAAUGUAAAUUCUCAUAAAUUAAUUGGUGACUGUGUUUAAUCGCGAAUAUGCAACUUCUCGACUGAAUUUAUAUUAAGUUUCACGAGUGUUUUCUCCAAGUGAUUGUUUGAGAAUCUCAAAAUGCGAGUUAAACGUGGACCCGAACGCUACAAAAUCAUCGGCGUCGGGAUCUUUUCCUCUUUUGUGGGGAUGUUGGGAUUCAUACUGGAUGUUGGUGCAGUUCCGUUAAACGUGAUAAACAUUGAGGCUCUCGAAGGAGUCCCAAGAAUGCGGGCGGACUAUGGAUUCUACGCGGCGGAUAACCAAAGCUCGUUUAAAGGGGACAGCUACUUGGACCUCAUGGUGUCAAAUGUGAAACCCAGGUCGACAAAUGCCCUCCAACGUUCAGGAUGUCGAUACAAAGCCACCAUUUAUGCCUCGGGGGACAAUGUCCCUACCGAAGAAUCGUGCCUCUUUUGUCACUGUAAAGGAUCCAUUGUGGUUUGCAAGCUAAGGGUGUGUCCCGAAGUCCCAGACCCACCCCCACCUGGCUGCAUUGUUGUGCAGAAAGCCAACAAAUGCUGUUCUCAACUAGUUUGUUAUGACAAUCAAAUUCGGAAGUUGGCGAGGGAGCAGAGAUUGUCCGAGUCGAAUGCGACGGAAACGCUGCCGUCGUCUGCCCUUCAAUCAUUGGAACGAGCAAACUCUUGCGUUCACGAGGGCACCGUCUAUGCGGAGGGGUCAGCAAUGAGGUCAUCCACAUUAUGCGAGCAUUGUUUCUGCAUCCACGGGAAGAUGAAGUGCAGCAGCCCCCAGUGUCUCAUCCCGAUGAAUGGAUGCAAACCUCGCUACCGGUCGUACGCGUGUUGUCCAACAAAUUAUGACUGCAAUAAGUCCAACCAAACCGCAAUUCUAAAGACGAUCCCAAGUUCUACGCAAGUGCCAAACUUCCUCAAAGGAUGCACCGUUGGAGGACGCUAUGUUCCAGAGGGCGACCCAAUUCUGCCCAUGCAGUUGGCCAUCGAACAUUACAAUAAUAGUUUAGGCCCUGGAUCAAGCAGUCGUUGUCAAACAUGUUUUUGCAUGGGAGGAGUUGUCCAUUGUCGACGACUCGCGUGUGACCGACCCAUCGAGGGGUGUCGUCCCAUAAUCGAAGAUGGUCAUUGUUGUCCAGACAGAUACGAGUGUGAGAAACCAGUCAUUACGAAGGAAGAUGAAGACACCAGUGAUGAAACCAGCACGGAUAUUGUUCGAGACGAGGUUGAGACGACAAUCGCCACUACGUCAUAUCCAGAAACGACUUCCACGCAGGUUUAUGAAAUUCGAUUUGAAAAAGUUCCACUGUUCAAAGCCAGGAAAGAUGACCAAGAUUCGGUUGACGUAACCACGACAGGGAAUAAUGCUGGGCCAUACAUGAACAAUAAGGAACCUCGAAUAACUUACAAUUCAGUGGGAGGAUUCAAGAACAGGGGCAGCGCAGUUGGGGACAGAGGAAGUCGUGAACAGCGAAGGAAGAACAAGGAACGAAAUGAAUUUCUUCCGAGAAGUUUUUAUGACGAUGAUGCACGGGAGGACACUUCACUCAGUUUUGAAGGCAGUAACGGACGUUCUGAUGAACAUGCCAGUGUAUUUUUUGAAGAAAAAUCUGAUGGCUCAACAUCCGCGGAUGAUGAAGAACUCCCGACCUCUGAGACGGACCCAAGCGUUAUUGUGACUGAAAUUAGUGAAAUCAAGACAGAUCUUCCUUCCCCCAACGAUACCUUGGAUACUUCAACAUUGACAUUUACUGAAGCUGACAUCAUUCCUAAAAAUGUCGAACCAACAGCGACAGAACUUUCGAAUGACCAAAUCAACAUGAAACUUGUACUUGAGGAUGAUGAAGCUGAAGCUGAAGAUAUCGUGCCAUUGACACUGACCAACGAUCUAAAACUUGAACCAGAAAUCAAGACAACGUUAAAACCAGAACUAAUUGUGAGUUCAGCGUCACCCCCACCAGAAUUUUCUUCUUCGUCCACCGUAACACCAACGCCCACACCAAAAUCAUCCACCACGCCAGCAUCUUCCUCUACUACACCAAUUCCCAUCACAUCUACGUCUGAGACUAACUCUGGGAAACUGGAGUUCAUUUCAUUUGGGAUGGAAGAUGCUUUUUCUCCCGUCAACGAAACACGGUACGAAAUUUAUCCGGGACAAGCGGUGUCUCUCCCAAUGCCGACGUAUAACCUUGCCGCACGUCAGGGAAGCCUCCUCCCAGCAGACCCACAGCAACACAAAGAAAUUCCCACACCAAACAAAACUCAGUCCACUGGGGUCAAUAAUAACACCUCGCGACCAAUAUCACUCGCGGAGCCAUCAACCCAGGUAAAAUUUCACGCUGCUCCCCCAGAGGAAGUGGAAACUAUAUCAUUGCCAAUACCAAACUUGGAACCAGCUCAAGAACCACUUUUAUUUGUUCAGGAUGAUUUGCGCAAUACGAUAAUGGACGUUCCUGUCCAAACCAGUCUUUACAAUAACGGAUACUAUGGACAAGGAGCGAUCGGGGACGAUAGUGGUAAAGACAUCGAACUCGUGAUAACCCAAGCUGAGAUGAGUAAUAAGCCGGUAGAAGAAGGUGUCAAUUCUGGUGAAAAUAUUGGUCUAGGUGAAGCAAUCCCGUCGCAUAAUGCCAUUAUCACGACUACCAUGCCAUCAAUUCCAGUGACGUCGACGACCACGACAAAACCAAAGCCGCACAAAUCUCAAGUUUCCAGCAGCAGCAGCAAAAGACCUGAACAACCCUUGACAGUCAUCAGUUCUAAUCAGAAAUUCAUCCCCUCUUUCCUCCCAAUGACGACAUCGCCUCCCAACCCUGGCCGCACCUACUCCAAAUUUGGUAUUCAAGACUCAUCCCACAGAUACGGCUAUCCAAGCACUGGACCAGCAGCACAAACUGGUCCAGAAGACGAGGACAGGCUAUUCGUCCCCUCUUCUGCUUUCGGUUUCCCCGCAGAUCCCAAUUUGAUGAAUCGAAAAGUUCCUAGUUUUAAUGAGGAUCCCGUCAACCGGCGGUUCAACAGUAAUAACAACAACAAUAAUAAUCAUGCAUUUAAUCACCACCGAUUCCCUGUUGAUCCCAUCCUCACUGAAGAAGGUGAGGACGACGACGAGGAGACCAAUGACAACGGAAGUGAAGAGUUUGGAAGCUAUGAAAAUUAUUUCACUCCACAAACUGCACCCAGCAGUGUUGCGAGCAUACGACCACUCAACGGUCCGCCCUACAAUCCGAGCACUUCCUCAUUCAGCAAUAGGUACGGAACGCCAUCCGGGUCAAACUCGAGUCCACCACAUUCCUCCGUCCCACAACAAGAACCCAGCGCUCCAAUCCCAAUGAUAAGCAGCAGUGGGACCAAAGUCAGUCUGAGUUCGAGGGACAAAACGACACAAGGACCAGGUGGUCCCAAAACGAAAUUUGUUAACAGCAAACCCCUCCGAAGACCAAAACCUGUCAAAGAUCCGCAGCUUCUCGACUCCAGUGAUCCUUUGGGGUUCAAACCCGUCGUCGCAUUUCCAUUUGCCAUUCCACAGUCACAGGACAAGUUCAAUCUGGGGUUGAAGUUGAGUGGGUGCAAUAUUUAUGGGAAAAUGCAUGGCAUUGGGCAAAUUAUUCACGAGUUGUCCAGCAUUUGUGUCCAGUGCAAGUGUACGGAGGUGGGGGUUCAAUGUUCAGAGUUGCAGUGCUAAAGUAUAGAUUUUUGCAGUUUCUUUUCAAAUAUAUCCAUGAUCCAUGAUCUCUUCCACUAUUUCUGUCGGGUUAAGAUAAUGCUAUAUUGGAUUUAGGUGUAGGUUAUCAAGGGGAAAUUAACUUAUGGUAUUGGUAACUUGCGGGGUUCUUCUUGUUAUUAUUUUUUCAGGAAAUUAAAAUGUUCAUUAUUAUUGUUGAGGGGUAUUUAUGUAUGAGACAUUAUAUAUUAUAUUUAUAUGUGUACAGUUGGAAAUGGGGAAAACCAAGUAUAAUAUUAAUAUGGGAAAUAUCUAUACAAAUAUUGUGUAUAAUAAUAAAUAAAUGAAUGCAUGCAAAUUUUUUCAAACUUG